This is a messenger RNA of Lolium rigidum, 421 nucleotides long. RefSeq lists its product as uncharacterized. The record is from RefSeq and is a predicted model, not a curated record. The transcript is spliced from 2 exons. The coding region runs from base 133 to 384 and encodes 83 amino acids. Lineage: Eukaryota; Viridiplantae; Streptophyta; Magnoliopsida; Poales; Poaceae.
CCGAAGACCCCGGUGUCAUAGCCGGGAGGUGGAGAAGAGGAAACCAGAGGAGGAAGAGGCUCCUCCGAAGCUCGAGCUCGGGUGUCUGGUCUCCGGCGACAGUAAGUCCACGACGACCGCGGGCAGUCGGCGAUGGGUUCCUGGUGGGAGCGCGUCGUGCUGCCGGUGCGCCGGGUCUGGCUCGGCGUCGCCGCCCGCUUCGGGGUUCGCCAGUCAGGGCUGUGGAGGCUCCGGCAGGAGGUGAGCACGUGCGAGUACGACGACGUGCGGGUCAUGUGGGAGAUGCUCAGCCGCACCUCCUCAGCGCCGGCGCCCAGGCGCCACAGCAGGUUCCGCCAGCCGCGGCCGUGGGCCGACAGGCUCCGCCUCUGCCGGGACAUCUAGCCCCGCGCGCCCGAUCGCUCCAGGUCGCCGCGCGGGC